Molecule: messenger RNA, 957 nt
Organism: Stereum hirsutum FP-91666 SS1
Lineage: Eukaryota; Fungi; Basidiomycota; Agaricomycetes; Russulales; Stereaceae
Product: alpha/beta-hydrolase
Exons: 8
Coding region: 1-957 (318 amino acids)
Source: RefSeq, a predicted model, not a curated record
AUGUCAUCUCCAUUCGCAACCCGCAGAAGCACGAAAGUCAGCAUCCCACACACAGGCCUCCCCGGUGUAAACUUGGUUGGCAUUCUAGAGCAGGUUGAACCGAACGCAGCGACUCGAGGUAGGAGGAUCGCGUUGAUUCUGCACGGUACCAUGGGGCAUAAAGACUACAUCUUCCAGAAGCGACUCGCCCUGCGCCUUCCCAUUGACUCCUUCCGCUUUGACUUUCGAGGCACCCACGAAUCCGGCGGGACUUGGAGACAAACCCCGAUUUUGAACGAUGUGGAAGAUAUCCGUGUCGUAGCUGCUUUCCUGUCUUCACGAUAUGGGUAUCACGUCGAUUUGGUUGUCGGACAUUCAAGAGGGGCGAACGUAGGUAUAUAUUGGUGUUGUAUGACCGAGGAGGGAAGGUCAGUGAGCGCAUUCGUGAACGUGAGUGGAAGAUAUCGGAUGGAGGUCCUCUCAUCGUUCGUACUUCCAGUUGACCUUGCCGCUUUUGCCCCCUCAAUCGCGCAACAUGACUACUACGACUGGCACACAACCAUAGCUCGCAAACCCUUCGUCGGCAGAAUCUACCCCGGAGAAAUCGAAGAAUGCAUGCGAUGGGAUUCGAGCAUCGUCUGGGAUAAAUUCCCCGGCCAUAUAGAUGUAUUGACCAUUCACGGCCUUGCUGAUAUCACUGUUCCUCCGUAUGACGCGACUAUAUACGCUCGGGCGUUCGGUGGUCGAGAGGGUUCGGGUACGCAUAACCUUGCGUUUGUAGAGAAUGCAGAUCACAAUUAUGUGGCACAUGGAUGCCGAGAUGAAGCAACAGAAAUCAUACUUCUAUGGUGGGACUUACACGAAAAGAAGCUGUUGACGACGGGUGUAAUGGGUAGUGAGGUCACCCGUCCACAAGCUAGGCCUCUAUCCGGUGGAAACGUUCCUGCCCACGAAACUGCUGGUCGGAGUAGGCUUUGA